Cordyceps fumosorosea ARSEF 2679 is the source of this 2112-nucleotide messenger RNA. RefSeq names its product Ribonuclease H-like protein. The transcript has a single exon. The coding region runs from base 1 to 2112 and encodes 703 amino acids. NCBI's taxonomy places the organism in Eukaryota, Fungi, Ascomycota, Sordariomycetes, Hypocreales, Cordycipitaceae. Gene Ontology annotation, molecular function: protein dimerization activity. The record is from RefSeq and is a predicted model, not a curated record.
AUGGCGGCGAUCUCGGUACCAUUCUUUGACGUGACCGGCGAAGAUGUCUCCACGUGCGAGUCACAACACUCGGAGUCCCCCUGCUCCACGACUCUUGGAAAGCGCUCUCGAACACCCACCGCGCUAAGCAUUUGGGCAGAGAGCCGACAACCGAACUGUCACGAGCCCGAGCGCAACAGGCACGGCCAGAAGAUUUGGUACUGCAAACGCUGCUCCUACUCUCAAGCCUCCCAUAAUAGAGUACGAAGCCAUCUCCGGGACAAGCACUGCAUAUGGAUUGCUGAACAACAAACAGCCAAGAAGCUUGGCCAAGACAUUGCCAUCGACAGGCUGUUCAAGCAACAAGCUGCAAGACAAGAAGGCCACGAUAUUGAACAAGAUAGGCACCUUCGAGCUGCUAUCCAUGAAGAGGCGUACAACCAGGCGUUAGUCAACCUUAUCACUGUGCAUAGCUUGCCGUAUAGCCUUGUUGAGUGGCCAGAAUGGUAUGCCGUACUUCAUACUGUCAAUCGCAUGGCGCCGGCUACAGUCACGCAGAGCCGGGGGCAAGUCCCGAGGCUUUUGGAGGCCAGCUUUUCGUCCCAUCGCGAGGCUCUAGCAUGCAAUAUUGCCGCUUCCGUCACUCAGAUACAUUUUACUAUCGACACCUGGUCCUCUCCCAGUCAGCAUGGUCUUCUUGCUAUUGUGGCCCACUUCAUCAACGACGAGAGUAGGCAGCCACGCAAGGCUUUGCUUGCCCUACGAGAGCUCAAAGGUGCACACAGCGGCGAUUCCCUAGCAGAGAUCUUCACGGAAGUUAUUGAUUCAUACGGGAUGCGCGACAGAAUCGGCUACUUCACCCUGGACAAUGCAUCCAACAAUGACACCAUGCUGCGCGCUCUCGCCAACACCUUCGGCUUCAACCCAGCUCACCGCCGGCUGCGCUGCCAUGGCCAUAUCAUCAACCUGGCCGUGCAGGCAUUCUUGUUUGGGAAGAACAAGGAUGCUUCCGAUGAGGCGAUGCGUCAGGUGACAAUGCUGUCCCGCAGGGAGCAUGACGGCGUGGGCAGAAGGGCUGAAACAGCGCAGUCCUGGCGACAACAUGGGCCUCUUGGGAUGUUGCACAAUCUGGUGGUAUGGAUUCGCUCAUCGACGCAACGGUAUCAGGCUUUCGUGCAGGCAGCCGGACGUAUGAUCCCGCAAGACAAUUCAACAAGAUGGAACUCAUGGUACCGUAUGAUCCAUGUUGCUCUCAGCCUCCGAAAGGAGGUCAAUAGUUUCAUCGAUGACAGAUACUCCGACAGUGAUAUUGGACUUGAUUAUCUUCAUCCAGAGCAUUGGCAGGAGCUGCAGGAGCUACACUCUUUUCUAGAGCCGUUUUACGAAGUAACCAAAGAUACUCAGUGGGACAAGUCUUCAUUGGAUGAAGUGAUUUGCUCCAUGGACUUUUUUGUCACGCACUACAAGGCUGCCAUGAAGCGGUACCGAGGCAACGUCACAAUGACUGAUCGAAUUAUGACGAGUUGGUACAAAUUCGACGAUUACUACACCCGAACCGAUGAUAGCCCGGUCUAUGCAGCUGCCAUUCUGCUUCACCCCAGCCUCCGGAUGGCGCAUAUGACAGAAGCGUGGAAAGACCAAGCUCAGUAUAUUGAACCGGCGAUCCGAGCUGUGCGUACACUGUGGGAAGACUUCAAGCCAGAGAAAGAGCCUGAAGUUGAAGAAGACAUAUCUGCUUACGAGGCGUAUAAGAAACGAAUCUAUCAGUCCUCAUCCACUCACGAUGAGUUCGAUCGAUUCAUCGAGGGGCCCGCUUUGCCAAUUGGAGCAUCCUCUGCCCUUUCUUGGUGGCUUGAGACUACUCAAAAAACAUCGUAUCCUUCGCUUCAACUCUUUGCCAUAAGCAUUUUCUCUAUACCAGCGAUGUCGGCGGAGGCCGAGAGAGUGUUCAGUGGGGCAAGGCGUACUGUUUCCUGGGAUAGAACCCGGAUGUCUCCGAAGAUGCUGGAAUGUACAGAGUGUCUGAAACACUGGAUUGGUAACGGCCUUCUUGAUCGGCCAUUUCCACGUUCAGACCCGUUUGGUAUUGAGCUAGAUACUGAUGAAGCCAAAGCAGCAGUGGAUGAUUCGUAG